UCCAAAUUGACGGCUGACCAUCGCGAUAAUAGGGAAUUAAGCCCUUAUAUUCGAGUUACUAUUUGCAGCCUUAUAUCUGCAGAAUAUAGCAAGCGAUCUCUAGUAACCCUGUUUAGUGUAUCUCGACCGGCUAUCUACCAUACCAUUGAACUCUGGAAUUCUUAUAACACUUUUAAGUCUCUACCUCGAAGCGGCCGUCCUAAGGUUCUUUCGCCUUCGGAAAAGCGAUAUAUCCUUUUAAUAAUUAAAAAGGAACGAUAUAUAGCAAGGAAGGCCCUCGUUAAUACGAUUAGGAAGAAAGUAUUACCUUUAACUAUUUGA
Messenger RNA from Thermothelomyces thermophilus ATCC 42464, 321 nucleotides. RefSeq lists its product as uncharacterized. Lineage: Eukaryota; Fungi; Ascomycota; Sordariomycetes; Sordariales; Chaetomiaceae. The transcript has a single exon. The record is from RefSeq and is a predicted model, not a curated record. The annotation marks the transcript as partial.